This is a messenger RNA of Plasmodium adleri (nom. inval.), 1404 nucleotides long. Its product is annotated as 26S proteasome regulatory subunit p55, putative. The transcript has 2 exons. Gene Ontology annotation, cellular component: cytoplasm; nuclear proteasome complex; proteasome regulatory particle, lid subcomplex. The record is from RefSeq and is a predicted model, not a curated record. The coding region runs from base 1 to 1404 and encodes 467 amino acids. NCBI's taxonomy places the organism in Eukaryota, Apicomplexa, Aconoidasida, Haemosporida, Plasmodiidae.
AUGGAUGAUAAUACAGCUAACAUAAUUGGAUCUCAUGAUAAUAUUUUGACAGACCCAAGGAUAGCACAAGAUUGUAGUGCUGAGACGGAUGAAUUGUUGAAUAAAGCAGAACAAUAUUGCAAGGUUGGAGAUUUUGAAAUUAUUUUGGAGGAACUUAUAGUGCUAGAAAAAAAAUGCAGACAAUCAUAUGAUGGUAUAUCUACUAGUAAGAUAUGUUGCUUUAUUCUUAAUAAAUAUAAAGAUCUUGGAAACUAUAGUAAGGUGAAUGAAUAUCUGAUAUUUUUUAACAAGAAAAGAGGUCAAUUAAAAAGAACAAUAAUAGAUAUAAUAAAUUUAUGUAAGGGAUGGAUAGAAGAUAUUUCAAAUAAAGAAGAUAAAUUAAAUUUAAUAAAUACAUUAUGUAUUGUUAGUGAAGGUAAAAUAUUUGUAGAAGUAGAAAGAUCUGAUGUCAUGCGUAUGUUAUCAAAAAUAAAAGAAGAAGAUGGUAAUAUUGAAGAAGCAGCUAAUAUAUUACAAGAUGUUCAAGUAGAAACUUUUAUAUCAAUGAAUAAAAGAGAUAAAACAGAAUAUAUAUUAGAACAAAUGAGAUUAGUAUUAUUAAGAAAAGAUUUUAUUAGAUGUCAUGUUAUAAGCAGAAAAAUUAAUCCCUCUUUAUUAAAUACAGAAGAAUUUGCUGAUUUAAAAUUAAAAUAUUAUAUGUAUAUGAUCCAAUAUUAUAUUAAUGAAGAAUCUUAUUCUGAUGUAGCCAAAUGUUAUGAAGAAAGAUUUCAUACAGAUAUUGUUUUAAAUGAUCGAAAUUUAUGGAUUGAUGAAUUAAAAUGUUAUAUUUUAUUUUUAAUAUUAUCACCAUAUGAAGAACAACAAAAUAAAUUAUCAAAUUUAUUAAAAAUGCAAAAAAAAAAAUUAAAAGAAAUACCUAUAUAUCAAAAUCUUGUACAAGAUUUUAUUGAACAAGAUUUAAUACAAUGGCCUUUACCAUAUGAAGAAGAAUUAUUUACAUUCUUUAUAUUUAAUGAUUCCAUAUUUCUAGGAGGACAAAAGAGAAAAGAUUUCUUUAAAAAAAAAGUAAUGCAUCAUAAUAUACAUAUUAUAUCUAACUGUUAUGAUCAAAUCUCUUUAAAUAGAUUAGCUCAGUUAUUAAAUGCAUCUGUUCAAGAAUCUGAAAAUUUAUUAUCAGAAUUAGUAUCUGGAAAAUUUAUCAAUUCUAAAAUAGAUAGAUUAAAUGGUAUUAUAAAAUUUGGACAAAAAAAUAAUCCUGAAAAUUUAUUGAAUUCAUGGUCUUCACAAAUUAACGAUAUAUUAGAUCUACUAGAAGAAUCCUCACACUUAAUACAAAAAGAAAGAAUGUUACAUGAAGCAAAGUUAAAAAGAAUACAACUUGAAAAUAAAAAUAUGACACUAUAA